GAAAAGUUAAAUAGCUUAACACAAAUAUUUACAUAAAGUUUGAAUACUAUUUAAAACUUUAAAAUGGUUGAAACAGAUUGGAGAGAAAUUCUGAACUACUCUCAAAAAGAAUUAAAGCAAACGGAUAAAGAAAAACUUUGUGAAAGCCUCUCUUGGAUGGAAGCUGAUGAUAUAGAGCUGAACUUUUCUGAUUUAAAAUCAUUAUUUAGACUUGCCCAAGAUAUGUUGAAAUUUAAAAGUGAACAGGUAAACAGUCUUCUCAGUCAGGUAGAAACACUUAAGCGGAAAUAUGGGAAGGCUAAAGGAAAAAAUGUCACAAUGGCCCACUUAUUGGGAAUGUGUGUGAGUCCACUUAUUAGGAACAGUUUGAGCUACAUUUUUUUUGUUUGUUUUGCACAAACCGAUAGAACUUAUUCACGUAGACUAUUCUUAGAUUCUCCUGCGAGGGACGUGUUAGAAACAACUCAACAUGACGAACUACUUAAAGCUAACAAAGAAAUAUUGGAGAAAUUGUAUUCAGAAAUCGCAGAGUUAGAACGUCGUAAAUCCAAAUAUAUGGAGGAAGAUAGUGAAUCUAGUCGCGAUGCUUUAUCAGAAAUGGGUGCUAUUGCACAACUUGAAGACGAAGUAGUUAAAAAGAAUAGACACAUAAGAAAACUACUAAAUGACGUGAAGACACUUGAGGAAGAAAACGCUACUUUAAAGGAAAAGCUGUCAGUUUUUAAAGAUAAACUUAAAGAAUCCACAUUGGUUAUUGAAAAUUUAACUGAACAGUUAUUUACACUUAACAGUGAAUGUUCACAAUUAAAAAUUGCUCUAGGAAAUUCUGAAGAAGAAAAGAAUCGCUACAAAGUAGAUAUUGAAAGUUCAAACAAAAAAAUACAAGAUAAGACUUCAAAGAAAAAUGUAGUCCAGGAGGAAUUAAAAAAUAAACUUCAACAAUUUAAGGAUAUAAUCAAAGAACAAAAUAAUGAAAUAAAACAAUUGAAAAUGGAAAAUAUCAUUAAAAAAGAGGAAAUUACCAAACUAAAGAACAAUAGUUCCCCAUCAAAACAACAUGAAAACCAAGAACUAAAAGUUAGAGAAUUGCAAGAGAAACUAGAAGAAGCAUCAAGACAAAUGAUAGAGUCGGCUGAACUCAUUAAUAUAUUAAAAAAGGAAAAUCAUAAUCUCAAAAAGAAUAUAAAAUUCAGUCCUUGUGAACAUGAACAAAAAGUUGAUGUUAAAGACACAAAAGAAAAAAAUACAAUUAAAUCUUUACAAAAACAAAUAAUGAGAAUGACAUGUGAGUUGCAUGGAGCAGAAGAGAUGAUUGCUUUAAGAGAAAAGGAGCUCACUGAAAUCACAGCUCAGUUACAACUAUUGCAAACAGACAAUGGUAUAAGAACUCUUUUAAUUGGAUUAAAGAACAAGAAACAACAAAUGAGAGUCAAGGAUGAUGGAAUUAAGUCCCUAGUUGAAGAGGUUAAUAGUCUUAACCAACAGUUAAAUGAUAUACAAAUUGAAAAUGAAUGUAUGAGGGAACAACUCAAUCUUCCUAUAAAUGAAAAAGUCAAUACAACUGGAUUUCUAAAAGUAUACUACGAUACGAAACAAGAGAACGUCGUACUGACACAGAAAUUAAAGGAAAUUGAAAAUAAACUUUUAACUAUGGAAGUCGAGAACCGUGUGAACGAUAAACGAAUAGCAAAAUUGGUUAAUGUUCUAAAAAAUAUGCAAUAUCCAAAGGAAAAACUCGAUACAAUCUUGAAUGAUGACGAUGCUAUGGAAGAUUCGUGUAUUAAGCAGAAAAGGAAGAAAUCCCUCGAUCAAGGUGAUAUUACCGUUUCAUCCAUUCCACAAGAGUCCUCUGAUUAUCAAAGAAUCCUUGAAGAGAACGAAGCUCUACGUUCCAGCUUGUCUGAGAUUUUAAACUGUUUGAAGGAUAACAGUACUACAACUUCCGGUAUUCUGACAUUGGAGUGUCCAAGUCUAGACUCAGUAUUACAGUCGAUGGAGGCUCGUAAAAUAGCGGGUUGGUUUGCUCCUCACAUGAAGACGGUCUUGGAAUUGAGGACUGCGCUCGGUGGAAGGGAUGCACUCCUAACUGCCUUACAUGAAUCCAGGAAGGAAACAUUCGAAGUAAUGCACCAACUGUCUAAAGAAAGUAAAAAAGCUAUUGAACUAGAGAAGGAAUUAACGGAACUCAAGUCUAAUGUAGAGGCGGAAAAGGAAUCGGUAACCUUCAGUGAUGGCGAAUUUGGUCCUUGGAUAUUAGAAAACGAAUACAAUAUAGAUUUUGAAGACACAGAACAAAUACAAAAUAUACUCGCGAAGGGAGAAAAAAUAUAUGAAAACCAAAUUAAAUAUUGCCUAACAUAUUUCCAAAAUAAAUUUAAAACACUAUACGAAAAACUUACUAAUCUAGUUAUUACGGUUAAAGAAGAGAAAAAUAAGUGGCUCAAACAAGAAGAAAACUAUAAAAUAGAAAUAGUUAAACUGAGAGCGCAAAUGGAAGACGACAUAAGUGAACCAUCUCCGGGACUCGUAGAAAACUCAAAUCUGGCGAUUAAUUUAAAAUGUAAUUUCUUGCAAGAGAAUUACAAAUAUUUAAGGACGUUGAAUGAAAAUUUAACAAAUGAAUGUUUGGAGAGCAAAAAAGGAUCUCUUAUAACCAUUUCGGAUUAUGAGAGAAAAGUACAAGAUUUAAUGGCGGUUAUAAUUAAUAUAACGGAUAGAUUACGUCACUCAAUACCUAUUGAUGUGUUUUGGAGACAAAAUAAUUUACUCAAUGAGUGUAAUUUAAAAUAUCGGAAGUUACUUGAAAAUAAUACCAGUGAUUGUAUGAAAAGUGUAGACUUUUUGGCAAAAUUGAAUAAAACUAAAGCAGAUAUCAUGAAGAGUUUUGAGGAUCAAUUGAGAAAUGGUAACAUCGAAAACACACGCAGUGAGUUUCAAAAUUCGAUCGCUCAAAAACAACUCGUUUUGUUAUCAAAUGAAUUAGACAGUAAGACCAAGGAAAUACAACAGCUGAACACAACUAUAGAAGACCUUCAAAAAGCACAAAAUCAAUUUAUAAACCAAUUGUCUUCUACGUUAACGGAUGAAGAGAUGAAAUCAAUGAAAGAAGAUCUAAAAACGGUUUCAGAUGAAAACAAAGCUCUUAAGGAACAUUGUCAACAUCUAAAUUCAAAGUUGGACCUCGUCACCACACAGUUACAAGCGUAUACUCAAAAGGAAUUAACAUCAGAAGUAGAACUUGACUUUCUACGACAUCAAAUAUUAGACUUACAAUCAAGUGGCCAAAAGGCAGUGGUAUCGAGACUAAGCAACGAAAUUUUAAUAUCUCAUUUGCAAGCGACGGAAAAUUUGCAUAAAGUGGAAAGUCUUAAAUUAUCAUUAAAUAAGGAAAGACAACUCAGAUUAGACGUAGAAGACAUUUUACAUAAGCAACAGAAGAAAUUUGAUAUUUAUGUCACACGAAAUAAUUUACAAUUCAGAAACAUGUUCGACAUAAUAGAAGUAUUAAGGAAUCAAUAUCAGGGAAUAAUACCAACUAUUUCGAUUGAGAAUUAUUUAAAAAGUGUAGAAGAAUCAUAUCGCAAAAAUGUUGAAGUUGAUGCAAAGUUAAACGAUAUUGAAGACAUACGGAAUAAUUUGAUGAUUAAACAUACUGUUUGCGAUCAGAUACUGAAUCUGAAACCAAAAUGUGGGGAUGCUUGCCCUCAUAAAAUAAAAUACAUGAUGUUGGAAAAAUCCAAUGUACUGGAACUAGAUCAUUGCAACAAAAAGAUAGCUACAAUCGAACAGUCACGUGACCAUUUACUACAGCGGUAUAAUAAAUUAGAAAAAACGCUACUUUUAAUCAACCAGGGAUUCAAACCUAAAACAUUUGAAAAGACCAUUAAUACUCUAUGUACUAAUGAUGGUUCAGUGGAAGUGGAAGAUGUACAGUCCGAUUCUGAAUCGAAUGAUAAAGGGAACGAAACUUAUACCUUAUCUCCAAAGAGUGAAAAAAACUCUCCAAUAAUUCAAGAGAAAAUAAUUGAAACCAAAGCUGUUUAUACACAAACAAUUAUUAAAACAGAAAACAAAGAAAUACAAGCUAAUGAUCAAGCUAUCAAAGAUCUCAAAAGCCAAAUUGAAAUAUUAAAAAGUGAAAAGAAAAAAUACGAUCAAAAAUUUAAUGAAAUCUUAGUCACGUAUAAAGAACAAUCACAAGACAUGAGUCUAUUACGAAAUAAUAUAAAUCAAGUGACGAGAGAAAAAUCUGACUUAGAAGAGAAUUUAAAAAGGUUAAAAGAUUCAUACAAAGAUAAAAAUGUAAUAUGCCACAAUCUCCAAACCACAGCAGAUAAUUUACAAAAACAAUUAAAUGAUUUAAGAAAUAACGAAACUGCCCGAGCGCAGAGCAAAACUGAUGACGAAAAUAAAAGUCUUCUACUAAUCAAAAAGCUUGAGAAUGAUAAAAAAUAUAUUAUAGAGGAAUACAAGAAUUUGUUGAAUAACGAGAGAGAUGAAUUUGCCAAAUCAAUACACGAAUUUCAAACGAAAAUCGCCGUGUUGCAGUUAGAAUUAGAUAAUAAAGGAAACAAUGUCUCAGAGAAACCAGUACCAGAGAAGUUAAAUACAAAAAUCGCAGAGUUAGAAGAUAAAUGUUUUAAAUUGAACACGGAGUUGGAAACAUGCGAGUCGGACCUGAAAACGUGUAAUGCUGAAUUGGAACGUUGGAAAAAUUUAGCUUCGGAAAGACUUACGAAAAUGGAGCAUUUAAGCAAUCAAUUGAAGGAGCGGCACAACCAAGAAGUGGAUUCAUAUAAAGCAGAGAACGAACAUUGGCUUCUGCAAUUGAAUGAAACUCAGCGCGAACACGUAGAGUUGAGAAAUAAGCUCGGAGAACAAAAAUCCUUGCACAUAAAACAAAUGGCUGAAAAGGACGCACAUAUCGAACACCUACGCUCCGUUAUCAACAAUCUUAAGACUCAAAUAAUUAACAUGCAAACUAUGAUCUCGAUAAAUGAUCCAAGUUUUGAUCUCUCCGCCAUUGUGGAGGUUGAAGAAGCGAGCGACGCGAUCUCACAUCAAGACUCAGACCGACUGGAGCUGAAGUUCGGUUCAACGGGCGAUCUUAAUGAACAAGAUGACCUGAAGUUUCCUAGCAGUUCAACAGCUAUAUGGCAGGAGCCGUUAAUAGAAAGGUUACGAAGGGAAAAACAACAAGUCAGCAAACAAAAUGCAAUUCUACGGAAGCAGAUAAAAGUGCUCGCUGGGAGAGAACGACGAGCACGCCUCGACGCACAAAAUCUUAAAAAUCAAGUAUUUAGAAUAAGCACAUCCGGUAACAAAGUGUCAUCAGUAGAAUCAGCCACCCUCCAGAACAAAAUCGCAUCAUUACAAGCACAGCUGACAAGUGCAAGAAGAGACGCGCAUUCCACUGUUGCUCUUUGGGAUAAAUGGAAGAGGGCACAACAGUCGUCGGAUCGUUGGCAAACCAAAUACGAAGAGAAAUGCCAAGAGGUUAUAAAACUUGAGUCCAGUUUAAAUCUAGCGAGAUCAUCUAUUCAGAGGUUGGAGAAGGAAAAACGCAUGCUCUUAUCAAGAUUAGAGGCAAAAAAUACAAAAACCCUAGCUAUAGAAAAACAUGACUGUGAACCAUCAGAGAAGUCAGCAAGACCAGACUACUGCGAGAUGCCGCCCGUUUCUACUAAGGCUUUGGUUGAAAGAAUAGAAGCCCAACAGAGAAGAAUUGUGGCACUAGAGUUUGCGGAGAAGGGUAAUGAACCCCUAGUGUCUGAGUACGAGAAAUCGUUGGCAGAAAUAACAUCGCUCAAGGGUCAAGUGCUCAAACUGGAGUCGGCGCUACUCGAGGCUCAAAUCAAAUCCCCGCUCAAGUCUAGUCAAGAUUACGAACCCGAACUUGAAUAUUGGAAAAGUUAUUGUGAAAUGCUGAAGGAAGAAAACGUCCAGUUAUCACUGCGCGUGAGUUCUUUAGAAUGUGCGCCUGCGUCUUCACAACGGGUCAACGACUUGGAACAGACUGUUCUUACAUUAAGAGGUUUAGUUAGUAAAUUACAAGCGGAACAAAAAUCAUCACACGCCAUCUCUAAGCGACCCGACUCCCGACCAACGAGUGGACGCAACUCUCUGGAUAGAAAUCGCAACACAAACUCAGACUCUUUAAGAAUUGAGAUUUCCAAUCUGAAACAGAUCAUUCACGAAAAAGAUUUGCUUCUGGAAAAAUCAAAGGAAAUGCUGAAAAUCGCUGCAGACAGGGAGGAAGAUUUGCUUCAAGAGAAUGUGAUAUUACGACGACGCUUAGAACAUGUGACUGAUAAUCAAGGUGGAGCGUUCUCGGCGUGAAUGAAAAUACUACUCUAUACCAACAAUUUUUAAUCUUCUAAGUAAUUACUGAAACCCAGUAUAGAAUUUAAGAAAUAUCGUGUAUCAUUAAAAAAAUAAAUAAAAAUACAUUUUCAAUUAAAAUUGUUUAUUUAUAUAAACUGUCCAUGUCUUAACUACAUAAAUACUUAAUAUCUAUGAAGUACUUCAUACACAAACAAAUACUGUUUGCAACAAUAGUGUGUUAAGUACUACAAUAAAUUGCACAUGUCAUGUGAACUUAAACAAAUAGGAAACUUAAUUAAUUAAAUAUGUACAGUGAAAAUUGUUCAUUAAAUGCCUUAUAUAAAA
This is a messenger RNA of Pieris napi, 6669 nucleotides long. RefSeq names its product centrosomal protein of 290 kDa (gene Cep290). Lineage: Eukaryota; Metazoa; Arthropoda; Insecta; Lepidoptera; Pieridae. Bases 64 to 6339 code for a protein of 2091 amino acids. The transcript is spliced from 33 exons. The record is from RefSeq and is a predicted model, not a curated record.